UCACAAUAACAUGAUGGGGUUGAUCUUCUCAGAUGUAGAGAAAGUUAUGGAAACCAAUUUCGCCUUCUUUUGAUGACAUUAUGGCUGGAAAAAGAAGAGCUGACCAAAGCCUCAUAGAUGCACAUAGAUCAAGCUUAAAAUCACAGAGACUGGUGCAUUCAGAUAUUGAAUUAUCAGCUUUUCUAAGUGCUAGCACUGACAGCGUGCCCAUACAUACGAGAUUAUGGAGGAGAGCCUUCAUUGACAAGCUUGGUAUUGGUGCAAGACGCAAGGAAUCUCCUGAGAGUCUAAUCAAAGAGUGGAGCUUGUCAGUGUUACCUGAAGAAUGUCUUCAAGAAAUACGCACAAUGCUUCCAAAAGUAGCUACUUGUUUUAGAAACGUGGACUUUGAUUCCUUAGAGGAGAUCAGGGAAGCUGUGAGGUGUGAUGGACUUCCAACUGAUUUGAUGAAACUUGUUAAAUUUGACACCGAUUUCCGAUAUCCAGGAUCUGAAGGUGCUUCAACAUUUGGAGCCCGUGCUGAAGACUUCAUAUUUACUUUGGCAUAUAUCAUGGAAAGCUGUAGAGAGGAUGAACAUUUUCUAAAAUGGCAGUACCAGAUUUUGUUUGACAAAUUUCUUCAAAUCUUUGGAAUGAAAACAAUUCAGCAGCCAUUUAUAAAAACCCAAAAGUCUCUGAUACUUAAGAAAGCAGUGAAUUCUGAGCCAGAUAUUUUAUGCAUGACAUCAGAUCCCAGAAAGGGGCGCUCUGUCAUAGCUGUUUGUGAGGUUAAUGUAAAAGAUAUAAAGAGUAAUGAGAGAGCUGAUUCUUCAUCAUCACCAAACAGAAUGCACAGAUCCCCCUCUGACGUGAACUCCAGUGUUCCAGCUGGUUCUCCGGAUUCCUUUCUGGCCUGUCAUCUGGGUGAUCUGUUAGUGUACAUGGACAGAUCAGUGUCCCCCAGGGCCGUUCUGGGAAUGACCGUGGAACAAACCAGUGUACGAUUCACUUUACUGCAUUCUGAUGAAAGUAUGUUGGAGAGAAUUAAGAAGUCUGAUGGGUCUGUAAGAUUUGACACAGAAGAAGAAGAGAGACCCAUGUUUUAUUACAGUAAACCUCUCAAUUAUCUAAAAAGGAGAGAUCGUUUGGAACUCAUGGAGGCUUUACUUCAAAUAAGAAUGAUGCAAAAAAAAUUUGAGCAGUGAUUGCCUUUUGUUUGCAUUAAAAUGCAUAGCUGGGGCAUAAUGUGUUGCCCCUCUUGGCCAUUCCAUCUUUGUUAGCUUUAUGAACGUCUUGUUUUAUUUUGGUGUAAGACAGUAGUGUGAUACACUGAUGCUUCUAUCAUGAUGCUUGCCCCAAUAUGAUUUUAAUAACUACAUGUAAUAUUGAAAAGAGUAAAGACUUGAUGUGGCAAUUUUGUUUUCUGUAUUUUUUGGUCCAUAUAGCAUGUAAUUUUGAGUCCCAUAUUGUGUUGUUAUUAAAUACAGAUCAGUUUCCAACAUAUUAUAUAAUCUCAAGGAAGCGGGAUGGUCCAUCAAA
Molecule: messenger RNA, 1518 nt
Organism: Magallana angulata
Lineage: Eukaryota; Metazoa; Mollusca; Bivalvia; Ostreida; Ostreidae
Exons: 6
Coding region: 81-1184 (367 amino acids)
Source: RefSeq, a predicted model, not a curated record